Messenger RNA from Cucurbita moschata (crookneck pumpkin), 3644 nucleotides. RefSeq names its product protein QUIRKY. The coding region runs from base 47 to 3229 and encodes 1060 amino acids. Lineage: Eukaryota; Viridiplantae; Streptophyta; Magnoliopsida; Cucurbitales; Cucurbitaceae. The transcript has a single exon. The record is from RefSeq and is a predicted model, not a curated record.
AAAAAAGGGUUUAGAAAAAUAGAAUAAAGGAAAAAGGGGAAAGCAAAUGGCAUCAAUAUUCAAUACAUUACAGCAUUUAUUCUGCUUCUCCGCUAUCAACGCAUUUUCUGAUCUAUUUUUUGCUUCAUACCAAAAUGAGACCAUGACGACGCCGGCUCAGCCACCGCCACCGUCAUCGCCCCAACCGCCACCGCCACCCAGAACUGUUAGGAAGCUCGUUGUCGAAAUCGCUGAUGCUCGUAACCUUCUUCCUAAAGACGGCCAAGGAAGCUCGAGUCCUUAUGUGGUUGCCGAUUUCGAUGGGCAGAGGAAGCGGACCGCUACUAAGUUUCGUGAGCUCAAUCCGACAUGGAAUGAGCCGCUUGAAUUUAUUGUCUCCGAUCCUGAUAAUAUGGAUUAUGAGGAGCUUGAUAUUGAGGUUUUCAACGAUAAGAGGUACGGCAAUGGUAGUGGCCGGAAGAAUCAAUUCUUAGGGAGGGUGAAACUGAACGGAAGCCAGUUUGCGAAGAGAGGAGAAGAAGGUUUGGUUUACUAUCAAUUGGAGAAGAAGAGCGUGUUCAGCUGGGUGAGAGGCGAGAUUGGGCUUAGGAUCUGUUACUACGACGAGUUAGUUGAAGAAGCUCCGCCGCAACCUCCGCCGCAGGAGGAGCAACCGAUUCAGACUGUUACCGAGAAGCCUAAUACUCCGGAGGCUGUUGUCGAGGAAGCAAGGAUGUUCGAGCUUCCGCCGCAGGGGGAGGUCGGUCAUAACGAUUCGAAUCCGCCGCCGGUGGUAGUUAUCGAUGAGCCGCCGCCGCAGGAGAUGCCGGUACAUUCUGAGCCACCACCGAUGGAGGUAAAUGCUCCUCCGCCUGCGGAGGGCCAAUUUGCACCAGAAAUUAGAAAGAUGCAGAAUAACAAGGCAGCAGGAUUUGGGGAAGGGGUUAGGGUUUUGAGAAGGCCGAAUGGGGAUUACUCUCCGAGAGUAAUCAAUAAAAAAUUCAUGGCGGAGACAGAGAGGAUUCAUCCGUACGAUCUUGUGGAGCCGAUGCAGUACCUCUUCAUCCGUAUCGUGAAAGCCAGAAAUAUCGCUCCUAAUGAGCGCCCCUACUUACAGAUUCGCACAUCAAGCCAUUACGUCAAAUCGGAACCGGCGAAUCAUCGGCCUGGUGAACCGACUGAUUCGCCGGAAUGGAAAUGUGUCUUUGCCCUCCGCCAUAAUCGGCCUGAUACGGCAAAUACGACGCUGGAGAUUGCCGUCUGGGAUUCUCCAUCGGAUCAGUUCCUCGGUGGCGUUUGCUUUGAUCUUUCCGAUGUUCCUGUACGUGAUCCGCCUGAUAGUCCUCUGGCUCCUCAGUGGUACCGCCUUGAAGGCGGUGCCGGAGAUCAACAAACCACCAAAAUUACCGGCGACAUUCAGCUCUCUGUUUGGAUUGGAACUCAAGCCGACGAUGCAUUUCCAGAAGCUUGGUGCUCCGAUGCGCCACACGUGGCUCAUACGCGCUCGAAGGUUUAUCAAUCUCCGAAGCUAUGGUACUUGAGAAUUACAGUAAUAGAAGCGCAGGACCUUCACAUCGCUUCAAAUCUGCCUCCAUUAACGGCACCCGAGAUUCGGAUCAAAGCACAGCUGAGUUUUCAGUCGGCUCGGACCAGGCGAGGGUCCAUGAACAACCAUAGCGCCUCAUUUCACUGGAACGAGGACCUCGUCUUCGUUGCCGGCGAGCCUCUCGAAGACUCCCUGAUCAUACUCGUUGAAGACCGAACGAGCAAGGAGGUCGUACUCCUCGGCCACGUCAUGAUUCCGGUGGACACUGUCGAACAGCGGUUCGAUGAGCGGUAUGUGGCGGCGAAAUGGUUUUCUUUAGAAGGCGGCAACGGUGGCGAAUCAUACAGCGGCAGAAUCUAUCUCCGCCUCUGUUUGGAAGGCGGAUAUCACGUGUUGGAUGAGGCGGCGCACGUGUGUAGUGACUUCCGUCCGACAGCGAAGCAGCUGUGGAAGCCAGCCGUUGGAAUUCUGGAGCUCGGGAUUCUGGGAGCUCGAGGAUUGCUUCCGAUGAAGACGAAAGAUCCGGGGAAGGGGUCCACUGACGCUUACUGUGUCGCGAAGUACGGGAAAAAGUGGGUCCGAACCAGAACGAUGACUGACAGCUUUGAUCCACGUUGGAAUGAACAGUACACGUGGCAAGUAUACGAUCCUUGCACUGUUCUCACCAUCGGCGUCUUCGAUAACUGGCGAAUGUACUCCGACGCGGCGGAGGACAAGCCGGAUUAUCACAUCGGAAAAGUAAGGAUUCGGGUGUCAACCCUCGAGAGCAACAAAAUCUAUACAAACUCGUACCCUCUGUUGGUGUUGCAGAGAACAGGGUUGAAGAAAAUGGGUGAAAUCGAGCUAGCCGUCCGGUUCGCCUGUCCGGCACUGUUGCCAGAUACAUGUGGAGUUUAUGGGCAGCCCUUACUUCCAAGAAUGCAUUAUCUCCGCCCUCUGGGGGUGGCUCAACAGGAGGCGUUGCGCAGAGCCGCCACAAAGAUGGUGGCAACCUGGUUAGGCAGGUCGGAGCCACCAUUGGGGUCGGAGGUGGUUCGAUACAUGUUGGAUGCUGAUUCACACGCUUGGAGCAUGAGAAAAAGCAAGGCAAAUUGGUUUAGGAUCGUUGCAGUUUUGGCAUGGGCGGUGGGAUUGGCCAAAUGGUUGGAUGACAUCCGGCGAUGGAGGAACCCCAUAACCACAAUUCUUGUUCAUAUUUUAUAUCUGGUUCUUGUUUGGUACCCAGAUUUGAUAGUCCCAACUGGGUUUCUUUACGUGUUCUUAAUCGGAGUUUGGUACUAUCGGUUCAGACCGAAAAUCCCCGCCGGAAUGGACACACGAUUAUCGCACGCCGAGGCAGUAGAUCCAGAUGAACUAGAUGAAGAAUUCGACACAAUUCCAAGCUCAAAGCCACCGGACGUAAUCCGGGUCAGGUACGACCGGCUAAGGAUACUGGCUGCAAGAAUCCAAACAGUAUUGGGGGAUCUUGCUACCCAAGGGGAGAGAGUACAAGCGUUGGUUAGUUGGAGGGACCCUCGAGCCACAAAGCUGUUCAUUGGAGUAUGUUUCACCAUCACAUUGAUCCUCUACGCGGUUCCGCCCAAAAUGGUGGCAGUGGCACUCGGAUUCUACUACUUGCGCCACCCCAUGUUCCGGGAUCCUAUGCCGUCAGCAAGUCUGAACUUUUUCCGGCGACUUCCUAGCCUAUCAGAUCGGUUAAUGUAGACUAAAGUAGUACAUGAAAGUAUUAAAAGUGUAUUAUCAUUAUCAUUAUUAUUAUUUUUAACCCCUUUUUGUGGGGUUUUCCAUAAUUACAACCCCAAAUUGAUGGGGUAGUAGUUGAGUGGCUACUUGAUAGCCAGUGGGGAAGGGAAAGUUCAAACUGGUGGAGUUGAAAAAGAUGUCCCAAAAAAUAACACGGUCAAGUGUGAAAAGGGAGCUGUCAUCAUGUUGUUUGGUUCUUGGAGAUGGAAUUCGAUUGACCAACACAGUAAUAAGAGAAAACAGAGUCCCAAUAGUUUGCUGUAAUUGUGUCCUGAAAAGUUGGAACAUCACGGAUUAUUUUCAAACAUAUCAGAUCUUCCUCUACUGUUGGCAGCAAAAUUGGAAUAAUAAUAUACAGAGCUUUCUUCUUUGAUUA